CUCUGUCCGUGGUGCUGGAAUUUAUAACUCACGUCUCCUCACCGCUGAACGUCAGACAUGCGGCAUAUGACGAUUCCGUAAAUUUACGUCAAUUGUACAAAAGAGCAUGUUUAACAGAUAUGAAUCCGCGUUAGAGAGCUAUGCGUGACAGUAAUGAGUGUUUAAGUGCGGUCAAGGUGUUGUCGGCACUGCAGCAUCUUCUCUGCGGCUGCUCCAUGCUGCUGCUGCAGAGUCCCGCAGACAAAGUCAUGGAGGGAGGGAAGUUGUGAGGCCAAGAAGUGGGUUUACAUCCACGCGAAACUGGCAAAUUAGAAACAAUGGCGGAAGCAAAUCCACUCAGAGGACUACCUCGACUCCAGAGGGCUGCGAUGUCCUUCCCUGGACAUUUACACUUAGUUCUGGUGCUGAGACCCAAAACUCACCCCCAGACCACUGGAACAGACCUCGGUUUCCGCUUCAGUCAGGAUGACUUUAGCCUCAAGAUGCCGAUGGUGAUGCUGAGCUCACUGACAGACCUGCUUCGCUUCAUUGAUGAAAAUCAACUCAGCACUGAGUUUGGUGAUACCCUGGAGCAGAGCCACAGUGACUGGAUAGUUCUGCGAACAUCCAUAGAGAGUUUUGCAGUGACAGUAAAAGACAUUGCUCAGCUGCUACAGCUUUUUGGAACAGAGCUGUCUGAGAUUGAGCUGCCGGAUGAAGCCAGCGGCAUUGAGUACUUACUCAGAUCACACACUGAGAAGUACAGGAAGAUGAAGGAUGACAUCAGGUCAGUGAUGAGGGAGGGCCGUCACCUGCUCUCAAACCUUGAGGCAUCUAAGGCAGUGGAAGGGGCUGCAGCAGAAGACAGAGACAUCAGCCAAGACAAAGAAAGAGUGCAGAGACUCUUGGCACAGUUGCGGGAUAUGGAAAUGGCAUUCGAUGGCUUUUUUGAGAAGCACCACCUCAAACUUCGACAAUACCUGCAACUGCUCCAGUACGAGCUGAGUUUUCAUGAGAUGGAGACCAUUCUGGAGAAACUCUGUACACAGGAGAAAGCCAUUGCAGCCGUGGGGACAACAGUAGCUCAGACGGACCAGUUACUCACAGAUCUUGAGAUGCUGGAGACCACAGCAGAGGAAGAAAUGAGUCGUGCUCAGAUUAUUAUUCUGCAUGGGCAUCAACUGGCAGCCAGUCAUCACUACGCUCUUGCCCUCAUAGUUCAGCGCUGCAAUGAACUGCGGCACCAUUGUGACACGCUCACAAUAGCCCUGCGUGCCAAACGGGCAGCUCUCAUGCGCAUACGAGACCUUCUGCUGCGACUGGAGGAGACUGGGCGCUGGUGUGAUGAGGGGGUCUAUCUGCUUGCAAACCAGCUGCUGGAUAAAUUUCAGUCCAAAGAGGGGGCACAGGCAGCCCUGAGUGACAUUGAGAGGCUGAUGGAGACCGCGCCCUCGGUCCUCCGGUCCAGUCCUGGCAUUCUCAGCCUGGAGUUUGAAGCAAUACUCACACCUCAGCUGCAGUCUCAGAUAGAAGCUGUCACAGAGAAGUUAUCAACAGUGCAGGGAAUGAUCCAGAACAGACAGGCCUGUCUAAGGAAACUGGCUGAUAUUCAGGUCAGACCCAUCCAGCUGGUCGCUCCAAGGCCCGAAACCUCACCACGCUGCAAAUCUCCGCUUUUCUCUCCUAAACACAGCUUUGAUGUGAACUCCAGUUUGAGGUUUUCUUUUGAUCUCGCACUGCCUGGUAAACGGGCCUCAAGGAAAAAUCCCAGCUCAAAAAAGAUAGAAGUGAUGCACGACUAUGAGGAGAAUCGCAGCUGCCUGUCUUACGGCCCAGAGGGGGUUGAGAACCCGGACCAGCACAAACGGCAUGUAAUGAAGGAGUUAAUCGAGACGGAGAGAAUCUAUGUGGAGGAGCUGCUGUCUGUUUUGCUGGGAUACAGGGCAGAGAUGGAUAAUCCCUCUCUCUCCAACAUACUGCCAUCUGUACUGCGAAACAAGAAAGAGGAGCUGUUUGGAAAUCUGCCGGAGAUCUAUAAAUUUCACAGCAGGAUAUUCCUGCAGGACUUGGAGAACUGCUUAGAAACUCCAGAGAGAGUAGGAGCACACUUUUUGGCAAGGAAGGAAAAUUUUCAGGUGUAUGAACGCUACUGCCGGAACAAACCACGUUCAGAUGCUCUCUGGAGACAGUGUUCAGAUUCUGCCUUCAUUCAGGAGUGUAAGAGAAAGCUGGACCAUAAACUAGGGCUGGACUCAUAUUUGCUGAAACCUGUUCAGCGUUUAACCAAAUAUCAGCUUCUUUUGAAGGAACUUUUAAAACACAGUUUAAACUCGCAGUACGCACCGGAGCUGCAGGGGGCGCUAAAUGCAAUGCUGGACCUUCUCAAGUCUGUCAAUGACUCCAUGCAUCAAAUUGCCAUCACCGGUUAUGAGGGUGAACUGAGCAACCUGGGCCGUGUCCUGAUGCAGGGCUCUUUCAACGUGUGGAUCAACCACAGGAAAGGGGCUACACGCAUGAAGGACAUGGCUCGCUUUAAACCUAUGCAGAGGCAUCUGUUCCUGCACGAGAGAGCUCUGCUUUUCUGCAAGAAGAGGGAGGAGAAUGGAGAUGGACCUGAUCGAACAUCAUCUUACAGCUUCAAACACUGCCUGAUGAUGAGUGCGGUCACCAUCACAGAAAAUAUCAAAGGAGAUCUGAAGAAAUUUGAAAUCUGGUUCAAUGGUAAAGAGGAGGUCUAUGUUGUUCAGGCUCCAACAGUCGAAGUGAAAGUUGCCUGGCUUACUGAGAUUAGAAAAAUACUAAACAACCAGCAAAAGAGUGUCAAAGAUGAUGCUCACCAAGGUCACGAUGAUGAGCACCUGUCAUUUGCACCCUUGGCAGACAGUGUGGGCCAUAUGUCCGUAUGCAUGCCCUGGAGUUCCACACAGAUCACUGGCUGCUCAGGUUGUUUUGAUGUCCUUCCUCACAGCAAGCUCCAGGGGGCGUCGGUCAGCUCGGAAGAAGCCGAUUCGGGCCGCACCAGUCCGGUUCUGACGGACCCGGUCAUCGUUUCUCCGCGUCCACGGCAACAAAAUAACCGGCGCAGCUGGCCAGGGACAUCUCACUCAGUGGACAUAUGUGAGGGUUUGGAGGACUGGACCACGGACCUUUCAAACAUCUCCGACUCAGAUGAAGAAGAUGAUGUGUUGCUGGUUCCUGGGAGGUACAGAGCAAUGGUGGACCACUUGAAAUGUGGCAAGGAUGACGUAAUUAUCAAAAGUGGUGAUGUCAUUCAUGUGCUUCAGGAGAAUGCCAUGGGACUUUGGCAGGUUAAGAAUUUGACACGUGGCGGUGAAGGCCAACUCCCCAUUGAUAAACUGCUGAGAAUGCUGGGAGAUGCAGGCAGAAGUCCAUCCAUUAGGUCGGGACGUGAGUUAAUGGUACGGGAAAUAUAAACAACGGGAUGCCGAGCAUCAAAAUAGAACACACAUUAACACAAAGCUCUCACCAUGUGACAACCCUAAAGGCCAUAACUGUCAUCCAGGACUGAGCCCAGUCACACCACGUGAUGCACAUUAACAAACAAACUUAAAGUCAGGAAAACAGAACCGCCAAGUCAACUGAGAGUUCCCAUCUGCCAUUGUGAAUCAUGUCAGAUUUAGAAACGAAAAUUGCUUGUUUAGAAAUAGAAUGAACCAAAUACAUUGAUACACACUGACACUUCUCCAUCUGCAACCAUGCAGUCUGAAAAUAAUAAGACAUUUGUCAAAAACAUUUGAGCACAAAUUUUACAAUAACACAGAUCUACUUCAUUCUUGGAAAUCACCAAACUGUGCCAUAAAAUGUGAUAAAAAACAUGCAUUUUGUGUAGUUAUCAAAAUAUUUAAGUGUAUGUUAUAUUUUAAAAAGCCAAUAUCUAUGGAGAGGAUAGGCGGUACUCCAAUUUAACGCUCCACUAUUUUUCUCUUCAGAUGGGUACAAUGGUUGUGCACUUGUUUAAAAAAGCCAUUAUAAUGCUGGAAUGGACACCAGCUAUGCAGUGGAUGAAAGAUGAACAUACACAUCUGUUAAUACUCUGUGCCAAAACCUAACAUUCCAGGUUAAUCUUUAUCCCUCUUUUUCUUCUUUUAAAUAUUCAGAUUUGUCUUUGGCAGCAGUUUUUCUCUGCAAGAAAUAUUUAGAUAUGCAUUUAAAUUAAUAGUCAAAAGUGAUUUUGUUACAGCUUUCGCUGUUCACAAUAAUGCUGCUUGCUCUUAUGUGCACCACGUGAAGUGUAUGCGCUUAUAUUCAUCUUUACUUUGAGACAGACUGUGGAAGCAAGCUUAAAGGGACGGUUCAUCCAAAUUUUGUCUUCAUUUACUUACCUUCAAGUUGUUCCAAAUCUGACUACCAUAGUAGUAAAAACUGCUUAAUAAAUGUGUUUGUUCUGCUGAACGCAAAAGAAGAUAUUUUGAAGAAUUUAGGAAAGCAGUUCUGGGGCAUGUUUGACGACUAUUGUAAUUUUUCUUACUAUGGUAGUCAAUGGUGGCCAAGAACUGUUUGGUUACAAGUAUUCUUCCAAAUAUCUUUCUCUGUGUUCAUCAGAAUUUAUACAGAUUUAGUGAAAGAGUGAGGACAAGUUUUUUGUGCUCUGCUUUUAACACAUCCAAGUGCACACACACAGCAGUGAGUAACACAUUGAGGGAGAGUAAAUGAUAACAGAAUUUUUAUUUUUGGGUGAACUGUUCCUUUAAGUUAUUAAAGUGUUUAUUGUUGACCCAGGAAAGUAAAAUCACAGCUGGGAUGUCUUUAAUAUCUCCAUUGUUUCACCCAGACAGUAAUAACUCUUCCACAACUAAAUUGUCUGAGCGAUGACUUUAUAGCAGUAUAAUCUUACUGUGUUUCAACAAUUAUUUUAAUUUUUAUUAUAAAGAAAUUUAAGAUUAACAUCUGGGACAAAGUUGAUACGUAAAUGCAAAAAAACAACAACAACAGAGAACUCACAAGCUAUGAAAGACCAACAAAAAAGUCUCUCUAAAGAAGACCGAGCUAAAAGGUUAGUUUUGUGUUAAUAUUUUAUUUAAAAAUUCGACAUAACUUGGGUCAGUUUAGGUUACUGAAAUAAAACUUUGCUUGUUGCUGUAUGACAAUGUAAGGCCCACUGCUGUCCAUUCCAUUAUUUUAGUUCCUGCACUCUUUUCUCUGUCAUUUAAAGUGUGCCCUCCGAUGUGCACUUAACUUUGUUAACUACUGAAAAAAACAUUGUUUGAUGCGAGAUGUCAAAACAUAUUUCACCUGUUAGCAUCACUAAAAACAAAACAAUUUGCAUGUCUUCCCAUUUUGUUAACUGGUCAUGUGACACAGAAGAUAAAGUGGGGUGCAGUCUGAAUGAGCGUCAUGUGUACUUCAGUUUCAAGUACACUUCUUAAAGCCAUGUACUUUUGGUGUAUACUAUGUACAGAAUGAGUUGAGACGAAAGUGACCUCAUGUUGAUUUGUGAUAUGAAAAUAAUUUCACUAGAUGUACAAGCACAACAUCUAAGAUACUAUAUUUUUUCUUGGUUGUUUCAAUGCUGUUGUUGAAUGAUGACUAGUAAAUAUCUGUACAGAAAUGCC
Triplophysa rosa is the source of this 5552-nucleotide messenger RNA. It is a transcript of the gene mcf2b, whose product is annotated as proto-oncogene DBL. Gene Ontology annotation, molecular function: guanyl-nucleotide exchange factor activity; protein binding. The record is from RefSeq and is a predicted model, not a curated record. NCBI's taxonomy places the organism in Eukaryota, Metazoa, Chordata, Actinopteri, Cypriniformes, Nemacheilidae. Gene Ontology annotation, cellular component: cytoplasm. The transcript is spliced from 27 exons. The coding region runs from base 318 to 3413 and encodes 1031 amino acids. Gene Ontology annotation, biological process: dendrite development; intracellular signal transduction.